GACAUUGGCUUUCCCGUUCAUGCCGGCCGCAUCGAGGUUGACAACGGCUGUGAUGUUUCGGGCCCAAGGGUGUUGCAGAAACGCGUGCGCGCCCUGCAAACAGAAAAAAAACACAAGAGAGCGCGAACGCAACGAAGCCAAAGAUCCCAAGUCUGAUCCAAAGCCAGAAAGUAAACCUGCCGCAUCUCCCGAGAAACCUUCAACUAUAAGCCCAGAGGUAGACAAGCCAGACACUACCCGGGCUUCUCCAGAGCGGAAGGAAAAACCUGAAGUGAAGAGAGACCGGUCACCGGUGAAGGAAGAGGUGGCGGAAGUCAAUUCCACAUGCGAAAACCUAACGCCUCCCCGCGUGUCGCCCGAGCGUGCUCUGACUCCACCUUUGCCCGACAAGACCAAGGAGAGGCGGUGCAGCGAAGACGAUGAUUUAGCCUUCCUUCUCGGUGAUAUCGAUGACAUGCUCAGUGACGAUGAAGACAGCGGCCGCUUCAAGGAGAAACCUAAGAAAGCGGAGGUGGCGCCGCCCAAGCCGGCGGUGGACCUUCGUUCCAAACUGCCGCCGCGGCCGCCUCGACAGAAGAUCGUCUUCGAAGAGGAGAAGCCCAAGAAGAGGAGAGAAAAAUCUCCUCCAGCUAAGAAACCUGCUGUGACAAGCUCUACCAAAAUUGACACUGAGACUCCCCAGAAAAAAGUUGUUAAGCCAAAACCAGUGACAGAACCGAGUACAAAUAAAUCUCGACAAAGAAUAAUAUUUGAAAACAAAGAGCCUGAAAAAGAGAAAGAGGAGGACAAAUCCAAGUCGUUCACUCGCCGCGUCGUCCUCCAACGCAAAGUGACCCAAACAAAAGAGAAGUCUGUGUUCUCUCGCAUCGAGGCGAGCGACCCGAGCAAGCCCAACCCGGGCAUCUUCAGCCGCGCGGUGCGCACCGCCAUCGGCUCCGACAAGCCGCGCAUCGUGCUCAAGCGCGACGAGCCCGAGGUGGAGUACGAGAGCGGCUCCGACGACGACCGCCUGCUCGAAGAGGAGUCCGGCCUCGUGGCCGACGUCUCCAACCUGCCGCACGGCAUCACCGACACCAGGCUCAAGACCUUAGCGGGGAGUGAAGUGCAGGUAAUUUUUAUAUGCCGAUAUCGACUUGGGGUAGAGGUGUGGCUGUUGUGACAGUUGAGCCUUGUAAUUUGUUAGGCGUAAAUGGUAUUCGCUUUCAUUAGAAAAUGCGUUGGUUAUGCAACUAUUACUUUAUUAUAUAACGUCUAUAUCGUAUUUAGAAAUUAAUCAAUAUUUUGGACGCUUUUUAGAGAGGAUCUUUAUAUUUUUUGGGAUGGAUUUCAUAGAUAUCCCAUUCCCAUUUCUACUUAAUCGCAAUUAAAAUGUUAACAAUAUAAUAUU
This is a messenger RNA of Leguminivora glycinivorella, 1387 nucleotides long. Its product is annotated as neurofilament heavy polypeptide-like. The record is from RefSeq and is a predicted model, not a curated record. Bases 20 to 1159 code for a protein of 379 amino acids. Lineage: Eukaryota; Metazoa; Arthropoda; Insecta; Lepidoptera; Tortricidae. The transcript has 7 exons.